Molecule: messenger RNA, 4629 nt
Organism: Plasmodium falciparum 3D7
Lineage: Eukaryota; Apicomplexa; Aconoidasida; Haemosporida; Plasmodiidae
Biological process (GO): vesicle-mediated transport
Molecular function (GO): GTPase activator activity
Source: RefSeq, a predicted model, not a curated record
AUGAAAGAUCCUUUAAAAAAGAAAGAAAGGGAAAAAGGCUAUUAUAGCUGUUUAGAUUUUGAUAAUUUGUAUAAAAAAAAAAAAAAAAAAAAAUUAAAGUAUUCUAUUAACAGAGACAAGAAUUUAAGUGACACGGAAUUAUAUGAGAAGAACAAAUUAGUUAUACGAAAAAAGAAUAAUCAUACAUAUAUUUCAAAACAUAAUAUAUUAAGAAAAAGGAAAGAGGAUGAAAAAUUAUGUUUACUUAAUAAUGUAACAGUAUAUAAAGAUUAUUUUGAUAAAGGUGAAGAUAAGAAUGAUGAGAAAUUAAGAAACUUAAAAAAAAUUUUAAGAAUAUAUGAAAAUGUGUCAACACAUGAAAAAAAAAAAUUAUAUGAGUUAAUAAAAUUCUUUUCUUUUUCUGAAGGAGGUUUUCAAAAUAAUAAAUUACGACAGAAGGUGUGGUUAUUAUUAUUAGGAUUUAAUAUAAAUAUAUCGAAAGAGAAAAAUUAUAAUGAACAUCCAAUAUCUAUAUUAUGUAGAAAUCAAAAGAAAAAAUUUAAAUAUCAUGAUAAUUCCAUAACAUAUUUUAAAUUAAAAUGGAAAAAAAAAAAAGACAAUCAAUAUAAGCAUGAUAAUAAUUAUAAUUAUUUUCACGUUGGGAAAAAUGAGAAAAUGAAAGAAAGGGAAAGGAUAAAUAAAAAGAAAAAAAUAGGAAAAAAAAAUAAUAGGAGGAAACAUGUUUUAAGGAAAAAUAAUACGGAUGGUAAUAAUAAUUAUAAUGAUGAUAAUAAUGAUAGUUUUGAUAAUAAUCAUAAUGAUAAUGGUCUAGAUGAUGAUGCAUCUUAUAUUAAUAAUUCAAACUAUUCAUGUUCUUCUAAUUCUUCAGUUAUUUCUGUUUCUUCACAUAGUUCAUAUAAUGUACACUCUGCUUUAUCCUUUGAAUCGAUAUCCCACAAUUCACUUAAUUCUUCGGAUUAUUCUUUAUAUCCGUCCACAUCAUCCGUUUUGUCUUCUUCAUCUAACUCUCCUCUUUCUUCGUCUGUGUGUUCCAAUGUUUCCAACUUUUCAGAUAAUCUUAAUAAGAGCGUUAACGAUCAGAUGGGUCUCAUAAAAUCAAAAGGUGACGAUGAAAAAUCGGGAAGAGGAGAAAGAAGAAUAAAUAAAAAAAGAGGAAGGGGAGGAAAAAGAUGCCCACUGCAUUUUUUCUCAGCUCGUAAUUCAUACGAACUUGGAGCAUGUGAACAUAUAAAUUGUUCGGAGAAUUAUUAUGGUAAAAGAGAAAAAUCUUUAUUUUCAAAUGUGUUAUUUUUUUAUAAAAAAAGUAAAAGAAAUAUAAGGAGGAGAUCUAAAUGUUUGUAUGAUGAAAAUAAAAAAGCAAAGAAAUGCAUUAAGAAAGAGACGAAAAGAAUUGUACAUUCGAUCUUAAGUAUUGAUAAAGAUAAAGAAAAUUUUGAUAAGAAGAAGAAUAGGAAGUUUUUAAUAAAAUUAUUAAAAAUAAUUUAUAAGAAUUUAUUAGAAAUAGAUUUAUAUAUAGUAGAUUAUAUUAUAAGAAAAGAUAAAUUAAAAGAAGAGAAAAGUAACAUUUUAACAUAUUUACAAUAUAAUAUAAAAAAUAAUUAUAAUAUGAAUUCAGAUAUAAGAAGAUGGAUAAUCGAUAGUGUUUUAUUAGAUGAGAAUGAUAGGAUACAAGUUAAGAAAGAUGUAAAAAGAAGUGUAAAUACAUGGAAUGUUCAUAAAUCUAUUAUAUAUGAAAUAAAAAAGACAUAUCAAUAUAUAUUAAAAAAUAUUAUAUGUAGUAUAUUAUAUAAGCAUUCUAAUAAAAUAUAUUAUGCUCAAGGAGUACAUGAUGUUUGUUUAGUUUUUAUAACUUUAUAUUUUCAUAAAUUUUUUUUAAGAUAUAAAAAAUAUGUAUUCUUAGAACAUUUUAUAUCACGAUAUGUUGUUAAUAAAAUAUGUCAUUGUAUAUAUUCUAAAAGGAGAAAGCGGGAGAUAGGGAAAAAAGGAGUGCCUUUUGUUUUUGAUAAUUCUUCUUCUGAUGUUUUAUCAGAAGAUGUAUAUAUAAAAAAAUUUAGUUUGUUUAAAAAAAAGGGGGUGGAUUAUGAUACGUCAUCUGUUGUUGAUCGUGUGAAUGAUAAGAUAUGUACUCACAUUAAUGAUGAUGUUAAUAAUAUUAUGUUGGAAGGAAGAAGUAGAAACGUGCAAAAUGUUGAGAGGCUACAUGGCAAUAAUAAAAAUAAUAGUAAUAAUAGUAACAGUAAUAGUAGUAGUAAUAAUAAUUAUAAUUAUAAUAACGUAUCAGAAGUAAUAGAAACGAAUUUUAUAAAUUUUGAAAAUUUUGAAGAGUUCGAAAAUUAUUUUAAGAAAGGAGAUAGUAAUAUUGUCGAUAUGCAUUCAAACGAUAAUAUACAUAAUAAUUGUUCAUUAAUUAAAAAAAAAGGAAAUAUUUGUAUGUAUGAUAUAUUUGAAGAUAAUAUUAAUAAUAUGUUUUUAAUGGAAGAAGAAUAUAUUGAAAAAAUAUGUUUACUUAAGAAUAUAAAUUUAAAUAAAUAUAUAAAAUAUAAAAAGAAGAAGAAGAAAAAAGAAUAUAUAGUAUAUUUAUUAUGUGAACGAUUUUUAUUAUUUUAUAUGAUUGAUUAUUUAACGUUAUCAUUAGAUAUAUCUAUUAAAAAUACAUUUAAAAGUAUCGGUUUAUUAUUAAAAUAUUUAGAUAUAGAUGUAUAUAAUGUUUUUUGUUUAUUACAGAAAGAGCAAGAAGGUGAAAAUAUGAAAUAUAAUAAUAGGAAUUAUAAAAAGAAUAGUAAUGAGAAAAAUGCAAGAAAUAGUUCUUUGAAAUUAAGUGGUACCGAAUUUUUCUUUUGUUUAAGUUGGGUGGUUACAUAUUAUUCUCAUGUGUUAACAGAGUUUGAUAAAUUAGCUCGAAUUUUUGAUACAUUAUUAUCAAACAAUGGUAUAUUUAUAAUAUAUUUUACGAGUGCCAUCAUAUUAUAUAAAAAGGAAGAAUUAUUAAAUAUAGCUAAUAAAAAAAGAAAGGAUCAAGGAUAUAAUAAUUUAUAUUCAGAAACACAUUAUAUAUUUCAAAAUAUGAAAUGGAAAGAUAUAAAUGUUGAAAAUAUUAUAAAGAAAACAUAUUAUUAUAUGAAUUAUAAGAUUCCUUUUGAUACCUUUCUAAACAAAAUAAAAAACAAAAUUUCCUUUCCCCCAUUUUCACCCAUAUAUAGUUAUCCUUUCAUUCUUCAUCAUUUUGAUUAUGAAACCAAACAAGAGGAAUUGAAAAAUAGGACAGUAGAGAAGUCUAUUUUGAAUUUUUAUAAUUAUAAAAAUGGAGAAUAUAAUAAUAUACAAAAUUAUGAAUUGAAGGAUAUAUCUACGGAAGAUACCUUUUUUGGUGUCAUGGGGAAUGUAACACCCUUAAAUAAUAAUAAUAAUAAUAAAAACGAAAUAAAAAUAAAGGAAGCAUAUAAGAAAAAUACUUUAAAUAGUGAUAAUAAUAUAAGGAAUAAUGUAUCUAAUGAUUGUGUUAAUAAUAGUGAUUGUAAUAGUGCUUAUUAUAAUAUAUUGAGGGAAGAAAAAUAUAAUAAGAACAAAAAAAACAAUAACAAUAAUGAUAAUAAUAAUAAUAAUAAUAAUAAUAGAGAUAAUGAGAGUGUUAGUAGUUUUAAUGGUUUUGAAGUUGAUAAUAGUAAAUAUAUGAGCGAUUUAGAAAUUAAUAAUAAUAAUAAUAAUAUAAAUAUUAAUAUCAGUAGUAAUAAUAUUAAUUUCAAUAAUUCGUAUAAUAUGAAAAUUGAAUUAAGCAAGAUGAAAACGUAUGAUAAAUAUAUCGAUCAUAUAUUAAAUGAUGAAAAAGGAAAAGAUAAAGAAAGGAACGAUUUAUACUUUAAUAAUAAUUGUUGUAAAGAUAAUAAUAUUUAUUUAUAUUAUCCAUAUUCCAUUUUAUGUAAUAAUUUAGAUUUAAAUAAUAAUAUUUUGAAAAAACAUUUACUUGUGGAACAUUUUUUCAAAUAUGUACUUUAUGAUUUUAUUAUAAAUUAUGAAGGGAUAUGUAAAAAGUACCAAAUGGCAUCUCAAAAAAUUUGGUAUACUGUUAAAUAUGUACAUGUUAGAAGUAAAAAAGAAGUUAUUAUUUAUAAAAGAAGAAAAGAAAAAGAAAGAAAAAAAUGUGAAAAGAUAUUUCACAAAAUGACUAGACAUGUAAUGUUAUUAUAUUUACAUAAAUGUAAUAAAAAGAAAAAUAAAAAAUAUAUUUAUAUGAAUUUUUUAAGAAAACAUAAAACCUCUUUAUCAUUUAAUCAUUUUACAAGUAACAAGAUGAAAAUGAAGACAAACAAUAAAAUCAAAAGAAACUAUAGCUACAAGAAUAAUCAUAAAAAUAAUAACAGUAAUAUUAGUAAUAAAGCUAGAGCUAUCAUACCACCCAUUUACAAAUAUAUUAUUCAAAAUAGUAGUAAUGUUAUAAAAAAUGAUGUGUCAUGUAAAAAGGCAAAAAUUAAUAACCCUUCAUCACAUAUAAAAGAAAAUAAUAAAAAGAAAAAUUUUGAACACAUUUUUUAUCUUCUUAAAAUGUCUAUGCAUAAUUCCCCAUAUGUUCAUUUCUUUUUAAUCUUUUUUAUAAUAACCGUAUUUACAUCCUUAUUUUAUUAUCGUCGAUAG